Molecule: messenger RNA, 597 nt
Organism: Cucurbita moschata (crookneck pumpkin)
Lineage: Eukaryota; Viridiplantae; Streptophyta; Magnoliopsida; Cucurbitales; Cucurbitaceae
Product: MFP1 attachment factor 1-like
Exons: 3
Coding region: 1-498 (165 amino acids)
Biological process (GO): lateral root development; mitotic cell cycle
Source: RefSeq, a predicted model, not a curated record
AUGGCGGUGGCCUUGCUGCUGCUGCUGCUCCUCCUCUCAGGCGACAUUAAUGGAGAAGCCAAUACCAAUACCGUGAAGCUACCAAGCCAAGCAACCAAAGACGGCAACAGACAAAUGAAAGAGCAACGUAGGAUGAGGCCAUUCCAUGUGUUCAUGUCCAAACCGAUUAUACCUGCCAAGCCACUCGGUACCAAAUUCAGCAUAUGGCCAUCAACGCAGCGCACUCGCGACGCCGUUAUCAGCCGUCUGAUCGAAACCCUUUCCUCCCCUUCAAUGUUCUCUAAGCGAUACGGCACUAUUCCAGCGGACGAAGCUGCUUUUGUCGCGCUAAGCAUCGAGGAGGAGGCGUAUGCCAUUACCAAUGGCUCCCCUGCCACCAUGGACGACGGCAUCGACAUUCUCCAGGCCUCUACUCUAAGCAGAUCAGUAAGGGGAUGCUUGAGGCGGUGUUCGAAAGUUGCUGGUCGAGGUGGGGCGUCAGUCCUUCUUUGGAUUUGAGACUUUUGUAUUUUGUUUUGUAACUGUACCUUGAACCCACUUUCCCAUUUAUAAUAAAUUUGAACAACACUCAGUUUGUAAUUGGAUUCCGUUUCAUAA